Messenger RNA from Hermetia illucens (black soldier fly), 1974 nucleotides. RefSeq names its product solute carrier family 52, riboflavin transporter, member 3-B. Gene Ontology annotation, molecular function: riboflavin transmembrane transporter activity. The record is from RefSeq and is a predicted model, not a curated record. NCBI's taxonomy places the organism in Eukaryota, Metazoa, Arthropoda, Insecta, Diptera, Stratiomyidae. Gene Ontology annotation, biological process: riboflavin transport. Gene Ontology annotation, cellular component: plasma membrane.
CAAUCUUUUUCCCAUGGAACCAUCGUUUUAGGUGAAUAUAUUAUUGUGGGAACGGAGCAUGACUUUACCAGUUGCUGAAAGUUUUACAAAAAGUAUUUUGAGGAUCGCAGAGGCAGACCACACAUCUUUCUAUAGAUUGGAUAACCAUUUGUCGGCAAAAUCACGUGUUGGAUUCUCUGCUUCUUUGAUUACGACAUACAUAAGUUCGUGGUGCUCGGAUCGGAGUUAAUUAUCUGGUGACGUAGUCAAACAUAUGAUAUUAUGCCAUGAUGAGGCUUUAUUUUUGAGUGUCGGAGUACGCGAGUGAGUCCAAAGGUGUUACGUAUGGUAUCUUAGUUUUUCGAGUAAAUGAGCUAGUCCUAAGGGACUUACGACCUUCUUAUCUUUAUCACCGAAACAAAUACACUCAGUAAUCUCGGCUGCUAUAGACUACGAUAAUGGAAGGUGGGACGAAAUUAUCUGGAAAAUACGAGAAUGAAGGCAGCAGAAGUCGGCCCCAUCUCAAUGAGUUCGAUCGCGGCGGAGUAUCGAGCAUAAAUGCAUCUGAUAAGAUAACUGAGGACUCAGCGCUACUUGCCAAAAUGCACCCCAAAAUCACAAAAUUGAAAGAAUCUUUUCAAAAUAGAAGUCUCGUUGUGGACUUCCUAGCAAUACUUUUCGGAGUAGGAACAUGGAUCGGAGUCAAUUCCACAUACGUACAACUACCUCUGCUGGUAGAAACAGCUCCUGAAGGAUGGAGUUUACCAUCUUUCCUGGUUGUCAUCAUACAACUGGGUAACAUCGGACCACUGCUCUAUACACUACGCGAGAGAUGCUCUAACAGUGGAAUAAUCAAAGACUCCCAGCUCAUAUACGUACUACUUGUAAUCGGAACAAUAGCAUCAAUCCUGAUGUCUUUCAUGUAUACGCAAACAUCGAUUGUCGCCAAUCGGCCCUAUAGUGUGUCCCUAUUCGCCUUAGUUUUCUUCCUAGCGCUAACAGGAUGCACCAGUUCGGUUUUAUUCAUGCCCUACAUGGGCAGAUUUGCGGAGACCUAUCUGAUUAUGUACUUUGUGGGCGAAGGUCUGAGUGGAUUUUUGCCGAGCGUUGUGGCCCUAAUCCAGGGAGUAGGUGGCAACGUGGAAUGUAUUCCGAUGAAUUCAACAAAUGGUACAGAAUUCGAACGCUAUGUUCCGCCAGCGAGAUUUGAUACGAAGGUUUUUUUUCUUCUUGUGUUUGCCAUGAUGAUUUGCAGCACCAUAGCCUUUUUCCUGCUCGACAACUUGAAAGUGUGCAAGAAGUUUUACGUGACUGGAAAAAUCGGCAACGGGCACACAUACGAAUAUGACGAAACGGAAACUACCACAAAGCAGGAGAUCCCAAAAAUUUUGAGUAGAUGGAACUACGGAUUUCUCCUGUUCUUAAUGGCGGUGGUGUGUUUGUUUGGUAACGGAGUAUUCCCUAGCCUACAGUCGUAUUCCUGCCUUCCAUAUGGAAACGUUGCCUACCACUUAGCAGUAACUUUUAGUUCCAUGGCUAACCCAAUUGCCUGCUUCAUGGCCAUCUUCUUACCGCACACAAAUAUUCGAUCGAUCGUAAUAAUGAUCGUUUGCGGCUCCGUGUUCACAUCCUAUGCACUUGUUACAGCAUCACUAAGUCCUUCGCCACCAUUGAUUAAUACAACGAUUGGUGAAGUCCUCAUUAUUUUCUGCUGGACCAUUCUUAUGGGAUUAGUGAGUUACAUCAAAUUGUGCAUUACGACUGUGAUGCGAUCGCAAGGUGGCAAAUCCCUCCUGUGGGUUGGCGCCAUUGGACAAGUUGGAUCAGCGGUUGGUUCAAUUCUAACUUUUGUUUUAGUAAAUGUUUUAAACUUGUUCGAAUCAUAUCAGCCUUGUUGACAAUCUAGUGCAGUAUUUUCAUAUUAUAACUUUAUGUUUUUUAAAUUAAUUAAUUUUAGGGAUAAUUUUAGGGGAAAUAAAAUUAAUUUGUCUAAAA